Molecule: messenger RNA, 1385 nt
Organism: Paramuricea clavata
Lineage: Eukaryota; Metazoa; Cnidaria; Anthozoa; Malacalcyonacea; Plexauridae
Source: the annotation of a GenBank genome assembly
AUGGAAGAAAUUAAUCAAUAUAUCGAGCAGGAAAGUCGAUGUUGGGAGCGAAGUUUGACAAGGAGACUAGAAGGUAAAUGGCGAAUCUUGAAAGAAACUCAAGGGAGACCGAGGUUAACGAAACAGACAUUGGAAAAUCUUGGGGGAAUUAAUUAUUAGAGAAGUAGAGGUAUUUAAUGAAGAUGGAGAGAGUCAAUUAAGUCAAGGUAGAAGAGAGAACGGUUCAGAAGAUGCUGAGGACAUACAAAGCGUGCAAAAUCAGAUGCUAGAAUUGGCGAUCGAGGAUGAAUUGCUGGACUGUCAUGAAGCGGAACCAAGCAGGGUGAGAUCAGAUAUAAAUCAAGUUUUUGUUAGUAAAAAUGUAGUUAAUUUGUCAACUAGAAAUCUAUCGCAUGCGGAAGUUAAGGUGCUGUCAAAAGGACUUAAUUUUUGGCCCACAGCAAAAGAGAUUGAUAAAUAUAAACUAGCGCAAGAUUUAGCUGAAUUCUCGAGGAAAAUAAAAUGUAGAGCAUACUUUAAAGAUAAACCCUUAAGUGAAAUUGAUGUAGAGGGAUUAAGUAAGUUUAGAGAAAAGUCUGCAUGGUAAUUCUCGAGGAAAAUAAAAUGUGGAGCAUACUUUAAAGAUAAACCCUUAAGUGUAAUUGAUGUAGCGGGAUUAAGUAAGUUUAGAGAAAAGUCUACAUGGUACCCGAGUAAAGUGGACCCAGCAUUAGAAACAUUUUUGAAUGCCUUGCAAGAUAAGGUAUUGGCUAUUAAGGAAAGGGGUCAUAAUUUUAGUAACUUGAGUGCGGAAGAGCGAGAAGCUUUUAAGAAAUCAAAAGGGAUAUAGGGAUAUAGUAAUAAAGGGGCUGAUAAGGGGUCUGCGGUAGUGGUUUGGGGAUUAGAGGAUUAUUGUAAGGAAGCUAAUAGACAAUUGGCUGAUGUUUUAGUUUACGAAAAUGUAUCGGAAGAAGGAAAUCCACUUGCAAAGGUUUCAGAAAUAGUUCGGAAUAAAUUAGAGAAUUUGAAAGGAAAGGGGGUUAUUAGCGAAAAGAAUUUUAAUUAUCUAAGGGGUAAGAAUAAUCAAUUGGGCAGAUUCUAUUUACUUCCAAAAAUUCACAAACGGCCAGUUGAUGUCUGAGGUCGUCCAGUUAUAUCUAACUGUGGGACACCGACGGAGGGUUAGCCGGAAUUAGUGGAUCAUUGUUUAUAACCUAUUGUUAAGAGUCUGCCCAAUGUUAUAAGGGAUACCACGGAUUUUUUGAAAAAACUGCAGGAUUUGGGUGAUAUUCCAGAGGGAGCGAUCUUGUGCACAAUGGAUGCUGUGGGACUGUACCCGCAUAUUCCUCAUUUGGAUGGUCUGUCUAGUAUGAGAAGAAGUAAUGAGGAUUUCAGAAAAAAAUGUG